Molecule: messenger RNA, 1662 nt
Organism: Aspergillus wentii DTO 134E9
Lineage: Eukaryota; Fungi; Ascomycota; Eurotiomycetes; Eurotiales; Aspergillaceae
Exons: 3
Coding region: 1-1662 (553 amino acids)
Cellular component (GO): nucleus
Molecular function (GO): DNA binding
Source: RefSeq, a predicted model, not a curated record
AUGGACACUGAAUCUCAUCACACCCGAGACAACGAGUUUCCUCAUUCUCACUCCUCCCACUCCCACUGGAUGGAUAUGCCUCCCUUCAACUCCUCCCAGCAAUCGCCUCCCCUGCCCGACUACCAGGGCUUCCACUAUGGCUCCUCUCCUGUCAUGCCUCUGGACUCCUCCUUUGGCAUGUCCAUUCCUCCCCCUUAUAGCUCGCUACCGUUGACGAUGCCUUCCCAUCCUUGGCCCAGCCUGCUCGCCUCGCAUCAACAACAACCUCCUCCUCCUCCGCAUUACCAGGAGGCGGGUCUGCCUCCCAUGCAUAUUCCUCCUUCCAUCUCUCCGGCCGGUCCUAUCCCGCCGCCGCGUAAGUCGUCGACUGGCGGUACCAACCCCCGGAGAACCUUGACGGAUGAUGACCGUCGACGAAUGUGCCUCUACCAUGAGGAGAACAAGACGGCCAAGCAGACAGACAUUGGAGCGCUCUUUGGCGUCGAACGAAGUACUGUCUCCAAAGUACUGCGCCAGAAGGAAAAGUACCUCAACCCUGACGACGGGAGUCGAUCCCCCAUCAAGCGAUCCAAAGGAAGGGUCCCUGAUAUCGAAAAGGCCCUGUCCAACUGGGCAAGGAACUACCAACGACAGGGCUACCCCUUGAACGACGAGAUGAUCAGAGAAAAAGCCCUCUUCUUUGCCAGCACCUGUGGCUGCCCCGAGGGUAAAGAAAAAGUCCUGAGCAGAAGCUGGUUGGAAAAGUUCAAGCAAAAGAACAGCCUCAUGGGUGCCAAAUCUCGCAAGAGCUCUUUCGACACGGUCAAGAGCGAUUCCGACAGUCCUAUCCGUCUCAGUAUCGACUCGGCUUUGGCUUCCGCCAUGCAAUCCCCCACCAGUGUGCUCUCGCCCAUCUCCCCAACCGCAACCGGUUUCGCGACGCCUUCUCCCUUGUCCCCUACCCAGAGCCAGGAGAACAUGAAGAAAGAACUUGUCGACAGUCUGGCUCAACUCUCUGAAUACCAGCAGCAUGUGCAUUCGAAGAGCACGACCUCGCUGGAAACCACUUCUUCCGUCUCUGCCGGUAUCACCAGUCCAACAUCUACCCUGGUGUCCGACAGCCCGUUCACUCCUACCAGCCAGUCGCGCAUCUCGCCCACCGAUAACAACGCCAGCAGACCGCGCAGUCAAACGCUUCCUUCUGGCACGUACGACCCUAACGCCCCGUCCACCGACGAGUCCAAGGAGCAAAUGGCCUCUCAAGCCGCCCUUCAGCAGGCCUUGUCAGUUGCACUCCCCCAAUCACCAAUCGAGGACGAGAAACCCGCUUCUAUUUUGGAUGCUCCCAACAUCAUCAAGCGCAACCGCAGCAACCCAGAGAUCAAGACCAAAUCGAUCUACCCUCCCUUCUACUCCAAAUCAAACACUGUUUCCCCAGUCAGCCCUCCUGGAUCGCCUACUCAGGAUGAAGCAAGAAAUGCACUAGAGUUGGUGAUGAACUACUUCCAACAUCAGCCCACUGGACUUGGUGCGCAGGAAUACGUGACCAUUGGGAAGUUGAUGGAAAGGCUUGAGCUUGCCAAAAGCCAUCACACCACUCUUCCAGGAGGGCUUACUCGGAUUGAUGAACACGAGGAUGCACCUCAUCUGAUCAAGAAGAGAAGUAUCCACAGCUUGGGUUAG